GGCGACAGCCCCCCCCACUGGGCCUGGCGGGAGGGGCGCUCCGGCGUGGUGGACAUGCUGGUCAUGCGAGGAGCGCGCAUCAACGUCAUGAACCGGGGAGACGACACCCCCCUGCACCUGGCCGCCAGCCACGGGCACCGCGACAUUGUCCAGAAGCUGAUCCAGUUCAAGGCAGACAUCAAUGCCGCGAACGAGCAUGGCAACACCCCCCUGCAUUACGCCUGUUUCUGGGCCCAAGAGCAGGUGGCCGAGGACCUGGUCGCCAGCGGGGCGCUGGUCAGCAUCUGCAACAAAUACGGAGAGACUCCCUUGGACAAGGCAAAGGAGCCCCUGCGGGACGCACUGAGAGAGCGUGCGGAGAAGUCAGGCCAAAGCCUGACCCGCGUCCCCUACAAAGACACUUUUUGGAAAGGCACCACGCGGACUCGACCACGCAACGGGACGCUGAACAAGCUGGCUGGGAUUGACUUCCGGCAGCUGAGCUUGGGCCACAAACUCAACGAGAACCAGUCCGGAGAGCUCUGGAAGGGGCGCUGGCAAGGGAACGACAUUGUCAUAAAAGUUCUCAAAAUUCGCGACUGGACGACCCGGAAGAGCCGAGAUUUCAACGAGGAGUACCCCAAGCUCAGGAUUUUCUCCCACCCCAACGUGCUGCCAGUCCUGGGCGCCUGCCAGUCACCCCCUGCCCCGCACCCCAUCAUCAUCACUCACUGGAUGCCCUACGGCUCCCUUUACAACGUGCUUCAUGAAGGCACCAACUUUGUGGUGGACCAAACUCAGGCGGUGAAAUUUGCCCUGGACGUGUCCCGGGGAAUGGCCUUCCUGCACACCUUGGAGCCGCUCCUCCCACGCCACUAUCUGAACAGCCGCGGCAUCAUGAUAGAUGAGGACAUGACGGCCAGGAUUGGCAUGGCAGACGUGAAGUUUUCCUUCCAGUGCCCAGGCAGGAUGUAUGCCCCAGCCUGGGUGGCACCGGAAGCUCUCCAGAAGAAGGCCGAGGAGAUUAACCGGCGCUCGGCAGACAUGUGGAGUUUUGCAGUGCUGCUGUGGGAGCUGGUGACCCGGGAAGUGCCAUUCGCUGACCUCUCGAACAUGGAGAUUGGCAUGAAGGUUGCCCUAGAGGGGCUGCGGCCCACCAUCCCCCCCGGCAUCUCCCCUCACAUUUGCAAGCUGAUGAAGAUUUGCAUGAACGAGGACCCUGCCAAGCGCCCCAAAUUUGACAUGAUUGUCCCUAUUCUUGAAAAGAUGCAGGAGAAAUAAGGAGCCUGUCUGGCAGCCGCUGGCCGGCCCCAAGUGCCUUCCAGAAGAGCCAUGGCCAGAAGCCACAGCUCCGAGCGCGGUACGGACGGAGCCACCCCUCUGUGGGCAAGCUCCAGCAGGGAGCCCCUCCGGCCUUGCACUUUCCCUUCUGCCUCCACACGCCAUACCUAAUUACCACCUCCUGUGCCACGACCACCCUGCACUCCUCCCUGGCUGCGCUACACAGUUUUUAUCUUUUGUACACAGGCCCGGGGCAAAGCCACCCGUGGCCAAAUAAAGAGCUGUCACUGAAGGACCA
Messenger RNA from Python bivittatus (Burmese python), 1558 nucleotides. NCBI's taxonomy places the organism in Eukaryota, Metazoa, Chordata, Lepidosauria, Squamata, Pythonidae. The record is from RefSeq and is a predicted model, not a curated record.